Molecule: messenger RNA, 3554 nt
Organism: Hyposmocoma kahamanoa
Lineage: Eukaryota; Metazoa; Arthropoda; Insecta; Lepidoptera; Cosmopterigidae
Gene: Oseg4
Product: WD repeat-containing protein 35
Exons: 22
Coding region: 133-3252 (1039 amino acids)
Biological process (GO): non-motile cilium assembly; protein localization to cilium; intraciliary retrograde transport
Cellular component (GO): intraciliary transport particle A; non-motile cilium
Molecular function (GO): protein binding
Source: RefSeq, a predicted model, not a curated record
UCAAAAACGUAAAGGACUGAUAGCUUGUACUAUUAAGUUUGUAACCGUGAAACUUAGCAAGAUUACAAAAAGUUUUUUCACGCUUUAAUCACGCGGCGAAUUAUGUAAUUUAAAUACAAACCACCCUGCAAAAUGUUUAUUUAUAUGAGUAAAAAGAUUGCUAUUCCCAAGCAAUCAAACGUAACUUGUAUAGCAUGGAACCAUUCUUCAGGCUAUAUUGCCGUGGGUGGAGAGGAGGGAAUGCUGAAAGUCCUGAAAUUGGAAUCUGGUGGAGGUGGCAAUUUAUCAAUGAACCUAAGUUUAGAAGGCCAUAAUGGGCAGCUAAGGGUAGCAACAUGGAAUGAGGUGUUCCAAAAAUUAACUACAAGUGAUGAACAUGGUGUUAUCAUUGUCUGGAUGCUGUAUAAGGGCUCCUGGUAUGAAGAAAUGAUAAACAACAGAAACAAGUCCACAGUGACAAGCAUGGCUUGGGGCUCCGAUGGACAAAAGAUCUGCAUUGCUUAUGAAGAUGGUGCAGUGAUAGUAGGUGGUGUAGAUGGUUCCAGAGUAUGGGGCAAAGACAUCAAAGGACCGGGUCUGAAGGCAGUGCAGUGGUCACCAGACAACACAUUACUUCUGUUUGCUCUCUCUAAUGGUGAGCUGCAACUGUAUGAUGAUCAAGGAAAUUUUACUAUGCCAGUGUCAGUACAUGGAGUGUCAGGGUCAAUGGAAGUGGUAUCCAUGGACUGGUAUGCAGGUAGAGCGCCGACCAAUAGACCUGUUCUUGCAAUUUAUUACAAAAGUGGCAUUAUUUUGCUUAUGAAGAACUGCAUUGAAGAAGAUAGUGUUGUAGUGGAAACCAAUAUGUCAGCAAUCACAUGCCACUGGAAUCACAACGGCAAUGUGCUAGCAGCUGCUGGCGUCACCACAGACAACUCGAACGUAGUUCAAUUUUUUAACGCAUAUGGCGAGCAUCUUCGAACUCUACGUGUACCUGCCGGUUCGAUGCGGGCUCUAUCGUGGGAGAAGCGAUCGCUCCGGCUAGCCAUCGCUAUAGACUCGUACAUAUACUUCGCGAAUGUAAAACCUGAUCACAAAUAUGCGUAUUACGGCAAUACUCUAGCCUUCGUGUCUGGUACUGAGACAGUCACGUUUUGGGACACUGUUACUCACCAGUCAUGGGUCAAUCAUAUUCCCGACGUGGUGGACAUGUGUGGAGUAGAAGAGUACUGCAUCGUAGCCACUAUGAACAACCUUAUUAUAUCGAAUCAACAAGGAAUUCAGUGUGAUGCGAAAACGACCACAAUACCUGUAAUGUACGUAGCAAUCAACAGCAAGACAGUGGCCGUCGCAGCAUCCAAGGAAUCUUUUAUGAUCUGGAAGUUUUCCACGCCAUCUCGUCCGCGAAGCACAGAGUUACUUUUCCAUGCUGAUGGAACACCCAUCACAUCCGGGGAGAGCGGUUUUCAAGACGACACAAUCUGCUGUAUUACAUGUUCCGACAGCCACUUACUCGUAGGCAGAGUCUCGGGCACCAUAUUGUUAUUCUCAAUGGUUAACUUUAAGAAAAUAACUUCCAUUAACAUGAGCUCAAAAGCAUAUAGAAUGGGAUUAAAUUCGAAUUCAAGUAAAUUUUACGUAAUCGAUCAGCCCGGUUCAUUAUACCUUCUUGACACGGAUAUGGCAAAUAACAUCAGUAUUGGCCAAGCUUUGCGUAAGGAUGUGUGGAGCGCACUUUGGGCGUCAGAUAAUCCACAAAUGCUAGCAAUCGCCGAGAAAGCGCGCCUUUACGUAAUGAGAGAUUCUGAACCUGAGGAACCUUUGAAUAUGCAAGGAUAUUUGUGCAAAUUUAGGGAACUGGAAAUAACAUCUGCGCUCCUGGACAGCAUAACUGACAAAUGCACACCACAGCACAUAGUGCGCAUCGAAGUAAAGUCACUGCGUGACACCCGCCAGCUAAUCGAGAAAGUCGGUUUUAAAGAAGCCGAGAAUUUUAUUAAAGAUAAUCCACACCCGCAAUUAUGGCUUUUGCUAGCUGAAGCUGCACUAAAAAACUUUGAAUCGGAAAAUGCUCUUGAAACCGCUGAGGCGGCAUUUGUGAGACGUACCGAUUACGCAGGCAUACGAUUCGUCAAUCGUCUCAAUGCAUUACAUUCUAAUGCUCUCAAGAAAGCUGAAAUUCUUGCUUAUUUCAAAGAUUUCGAUGCAGCUGAGAAGAUCUAUCAUAAUGAGGACAGACGCGACUUGGCGAUAGUGUUGCGAAAGCGCCUCGGACACUGGUUCCGAGUCGUGGAGCUGCUCAAGAUGUCCGCUAGCACCACCGAGGGACAGGUGAAACAGGCGUACAGCAACAUUGGCGAUUAUUACAUCGACAGGCAGAACUGGAGCGGAGCACUUGAAUACUAUGCUAUGUGCAACAAUACGGAAGGACUAAAGAAAUGCUACAUGGCCUUAGAAGAUAAUGAAUCUCUUUCAAAGCUGUUCACAACUUCACCUAGAGUCAUUAAGGAAGGACCGAUUAAACCAAUAGGUGAUGGUUCAAGUGAUACUAUGACUCAAAUACCAUCAAUCCAAGGAAUAAUGCAGUUGAAAGAUAAUGACAGAAAUCUACAGGCUGCAACUAUGGCAGUUCAAUUGGCUACUAUGGAAGCGUCCAAAAAAGCGUCUCCGUUACGGAUUAAAAAACUUUACGUUUUAGCUGGCCACUUAUACAGUCAAAGUUCAGUGGAAGGCGCGAGUAACCGGGAGGCGGCUCGCAGUUACCGCGCGGCCUUGGCGCAGCACUGGCUGUGGGUAGCCGCGACGCGUGCGCAGGCGCGCCCGCUGCGCAUCGACGCCGCGCUGAGAGCCGCCGCAAGACUCAACGCCUCUCUCCAAGACCUCCACUCCGCACAGCACACGCAGGUUUGGUGUAUCAUCGCCUUUGUAGCAGUUCAAGCACGAUCAUUUGAAUUAUGUUCCAGGGCAUUUAUAAAGUUGGAAGCACAUGAUCCUGGUGCUUUCGAAAAUUUAGCCAUAGAAAUAUUUACAAGAUGUAAACCCAAAGACGCUAAAGGUAACAAAAUGGAUUGUCCAAAUUGUCAAGCUGGCAUUCCAGAGUGGAGUGCGGUGUGCCCUAGCUGUGCGACACAGUUCCCCGGGUGCGCGGUGUCGGCGCGGCCGCUGGUGGCGCCUCACGCCGUCUGGACAUGUACCACCUGCGCCUCGCGUGCUCAGCAUCAUGAACUUGUUCUACGUCACUCUUGUCCUAUGUGCCAUGCUCAACUAUCAUAAGCGCCAAGUGCCUAUGAUAGUUGAGCUUAAAUUAUUGCACUGUACCAAAUUCUGGAUAGAAUAUGAUUUUGUACAGCUUGAUCGAGAACUCAUUAAUGUUUUUGGCAUUUUGGCAAUAUAUAAAAAAAAUUGUAACUAAGGCUUUAAUAUAGAAUUGUGCAAUCAAGAGCAUAUUAAAGGGAUGUUGGACUUCAACUGUUCUUAUCGAAAUUAUGACCCGAGAAAUAGGGAGCUCCGGGGAGAAUACGGGCUCACCGGUAAGGCCAAAGUACGGCGGGCGUCCGGGCCAAGCCCUCCGCCAG